UGUUGCUUGACGUUAACCACAUCAUCAUUCAUCUCAUCAUAGUCUUAAACGAAUGGAGUGAAGUAAAUAUACUUAACUGUGGUAGAUAAACUCAACUGUGUAUUGCGAACGUAAAAUGCCAGCUAAUAAAAAAAAAAGUAAAAUUUGGAAUUAUUUCAAGAAAAAUGAUAAUGACAAGGAAGCGGUUUGUAAAUUUUGCAAUAAAAACCUGAGAACGUCAGGUAAUACUUCUAAUAUGCGGAGUCAUCUAGAAAAGGUACAUCCAGAGUUUAUUCAGGAUCUAGUAGCAGAGGAGCCAGUUCAAAAGAAAAAUAAGACAUGUGAUGACAUAAACGAAGACGUUCAAACUGAACAACCCAUAGCAAGUACUAGUACUUCUGCGGAUGUCGAUUCCAAUUAUAUUCCUGAUACAGUCAGUUAUUUUAAUAGCAGUUCAAGUGAUACAAAAAGUAUACAAAAAUCUCAAAAACAACAAAAUGUCAAAGAUUUAUUUAAUAAUAUUAAAAGCAUAUCAAAUGUUGAAGGUAACAAACAUAAAAAAGUCACUGAAUCAAUUGUGAAUUUCAUCAUCAUGGACCAUAAACCGUUUUCAGUUGUAGAAGGAAAGGGAUUUACACAACUAAUGAAGGAAGUUAUGCCUUUGUAUAAAAUCCCUUCAAGAGAAACAUUUAAAAAACGUAUAGACGAAAAAUAUGAGGCCAUGUCAGAAGUUUUCAAAAAAUAUAUAAAAGAAGCAAACCAUUACUGUAUUACAUAUGACAUAUGGACUGAGACAAUGCAAAAUAAGUCAUUUAUUGGAGUCACCAUACACUUUUUAGAAAAUUCUAAACUUACGAGCGGAUCUCUGGGAGUUUUUGAACUAUUUGAAAGACAUACAGCUGAAUACGUACAAAAGAGACUUACAGAUAUUUUCCAGGAAUGGAAUAUUUCAACUGAUAAAGUAACUGCUGUAGUAACUGAUAAUGACAGCACGGUUAUAAAAGUAAAUAAAGAUAUGUUUGGUGAAAAAAAGAUAAUACCUUGUUUUGCUCACACCGUGAAUUUAGUUGUCAUGAAUUCAUUGGAUAAAUCUAAAAUUGCAUCUACGAUCAUAAGCAAAGUACGUGAAAUUGUAAAAUUCAUAAAACGCAGUGUCAAUGCUAGUGACGAACUGCGCAAAAAGCAAAGGGAAAAUGGAACGAAGGAAGGCCAGACAAAGAAACUAAUACUUGACGUUCGUACGCGAUGGAAUUCCACAUAUUAUAUGUUGGAACGUUUUAUGGACUUAGUUGCAAUGAUUGGCGCGAUAUUGUUAUGUCGUUCAGAUGCGCCACCAAUGGUAACUUCAAGCGAAGUAGGCUGUCUGCGCGAAAUUAUUCAACUCUUGCAACCCUUUGAAAGAUUGACAAAAGAAAUUUGUGGGCAAAAUUAUAUUACAGCGAGUAAAGUCAUUCCUCUCGUAAGCUGCUUACGGGAUAUGUUAGAAAAAUAUUCACCAUCAUUUGAAAGCACCCUGUCAUUAAAAGCAGAAAUUGAAAAGGAAGUUUCAAAGAGAUUUGACAAAUUAGAGCAAUGUUCAUCGUUGGCUAUUGCUACUGCCUUAGAUCCUCGUUUCAAGCUAAUUCAUUUUAAAGAUGCUACUGCGAAGGGAAAAGUUAUAAAUUACAUAAACAAUUAUUUACUGAGUAAUUUAAAUAAUGCAGCAAGUGAGUCUUCUGAUGAAUCGGAAAAAGGCGAUAACGAAGGCGACAUAUGGAGCUAUCAUAAAGUAUUGACGCAUAACAACAUUAAAAAUAAAACGAAAGAUAAAACUAAAGCAGAAACAGAAUUUCAUAUGUACAUGUCAUCACCUGUUACUCCUGUAAAGGGAGAUCCUUUGGAGAUGUGGGAUGACAUGAAGGGAUUAUUUCCCGGACUUCAUGGCCUAGCUAUGAUCUAUUUACUUAUAGUGGCAACUUCGGUACCCAGUGAGCGGUUAUUCUCAGAAGCUGGAGCUACAAUUACCCAGGAGAGGAACCGUUUACUGGGCACCAGGUUGUCAAAAUUGUUAUUUUUAAAUUCUAUUUUAAGGAAAUAAGUAAAAUAAAAACUAUGCUUGAUUAA
Messenger RNA from Pectinophora gossypiella (pink bollworm), 2082 nucleotides. RefSeq names its product E3 SUMO-protein ligase ZBED1-like. Gene Ontology annotation, molecular function: DNA binding; protein dimerization activity. The transcript is spliced from 2 exons. Lineage: Eukaryota; Metazoa; Arthropoda; Insecta; Lepidoptera; Gelechiidae. The coding region runs from base 116 to 2056 and encodes 646 amino acids. The record is from RefSeq and is a predicted model, not a curated record.